Ectocarpus sp. CCAP 1310/34 is the source of this 2238-nucleotide messenger RNA. The record is from the annotation of a GenBank genome assembly. NCBI's taxonomy places the organism in Eukaryota, Phaeophyceae, Ectocarpales, Ectocarpaceae.
GAGGAAACUACUCCUGCAGCAGGAAGUACUUUGAUCAAGACGAAGAAAAUGAAGCUGGAACGAGCAAUGGAUACCGCAACGAGCAACACAGGAGGUGGAAGCGCGUUCGCCAGCGAUAGUUCUACAAAGCUGGCGACCGUGAUCAAAGGCCUCAAGAAAUUCGACCGAAAGGACCCAGCUGAGUUCAAGAUAUGGAUGAAGAAAUUCUGCGUGGUGUUAGGCGUGACCAGGAAGGACAUCCUGCCACUACUGAAGAAGCAAAGGAUGCCAGAUCCCGCAGACACAGCGGCCUUCGACUCCUACACAAAGGCAAACGAAGAUCUUUACGCCAUUCUUUUCCUCCUAGUGAAACUUCCAGCCGCCUCGUCAGUACAGAGGCACAAAGCCGACACUGGCAUCAGCGGCGACGGACAAGCUGCCUUCGAGGAGCUCUGCAACAACUAUGACAGGGUAACGGACGAGGACAUCAGGGCCAAGAUGAAGGAGCUGGAGAACAAUCCCAUGAACCCUGGUGACAAUCCCGACGACAACUUCAACCAGAGGCACCUACUUCGCGCCCAGCUGGAUAAGAUGGGAGCACCCAUCUCCGACCGCCGCUUCAAGGACAUCUGCGUACGGGGCGUCUCCGACGAAUAUAAGGACGUCAAACUGAUGGUGUUCAGGGACCCAACCUUCAACGUCCUGGACAUGAAAUCCACCAUGCGCAACAUCUUCUUGGACGAACAAUCGCGCAAGGGAUGGAAGGGACGCAUAGCUGGUCGAGGAUUUGCCAUGGCAACGACCGCGAGGAACUGCCCCAAGAUCAAGAACAGGGCGAAGAAGAAACGAAGCCCGCCGGAGCUACCAAGUGGUGUUCCAAGCACAACACUACGUCUCACUCGGACGAGGAAUGCUACCAACAAGGGGAAAGCGCCCGGAAGACACCUUAUUCCACCCCGUGAUCACACAGAANCCAGGAAGGACAUCCUGCCACUGCUGAAGAAACAAAGGAAGCCAGAUCCCGCAGACACAGCGGCCUUCGACUCCUACACAAAGGCAAACGAAGAUCUUUACGCCAUUCUUUUCCUCCUAGUGAAACUUCCAGCCGCCUCGUCAGUACAGAGGCACAAAGCCGACACUGGCAUCAGCGGCGACGGACAAGCUGCCUUCGAGGAGCUCUGCAACAACUAUGACAGGGUAACGGACGAGGACAUCAGGGCCAAGAUGAAGGAGCUGGAGAACAAUCCCAUGAACCCUGGUGACAAUCCCGACGACAACUUCAACCAGAGGCACCUACUUCGCGCCCAGCUGGAUAAGAUGGGAGCACCCAUCUCCGACCGCCGCUUCAAGGACAUCUGCGUACGGGGCGUCUCCGACGAAUAUAAGGACGUCAAACUGAUGGUGUUCAGGGACCCAACCUUCAACGUCCUGGACAUGAAAUCCACCAUGCGCAACAUCUUCUUGGACGAACAAUCGCGCAAGGGAUGGAAGGGACGCAUAGCUGGUCGAGGAUUUGCCAUGGCAACGACCGCGUCGGAGAGCGUCUGCGGCGCCUGGGCUUGGCAGUACGAGGGACUGCGAAUCACGACGAGACGGCGGCACUGCGGCCUUCCGGGAUGGCCUGUUCCGCCCGAAGGCUUCUGCGACAACGGCUUCGAUAUCGGCUGCACAGAUGACACAGCUCGUGCCAACAACACCAAUGCCGCGUCCGGAUUUUGUAUCAACAGCAACAGCAGCAAUGGCAACCAUGCCGCAGGCGCCGGCGACGAGAUGUCGGCCCAGAGCUUCGUGCGAUGCUUGCGGGCUUACCGCCGACGGUUCGGCCUGGCCGUCUUCACCGAGACCGAGGUCCUUGGAGUGGAGCGAGAGGCGGUGUCGCCGUCGACCCGCCGCGGUGAUGCCCGUGCUCGGGCUGGCGGAAUUCAUGUCCGCUUCCGAUGGAGAGGCGAGCCGGCGGUAUCCGUGGUACGUUGUGAUCACGUCGUGGUCGCUACCGGAAAGUGCUCAUCCCCGAGAAUGCCUUCCACGGUGCUGGAGAACCUCCGAGGCUUCUCCGCGGAGGUUUUUCACUCGAGUGAAGCCAAGGCCCUAGCAUCGAGGGCGGCCAGCGGUGGUGGCAUCUGCAUUGUCGGCAUGGUUAACAGCGCCUGUGAUAUCGCGGUGGCUCUUCUGGCGAACGGCGUAGACAGAGUUCACAUCUCCACGAGGUCGGCACUUCCGAUCAUCAUGCGGAAGUGGGGCCCGCUUUCCUUGGAGUGA